AUGCUUGACCCAUCGCUCGCCAUGACCAAAGUAUUGCUAUCUGCAUUACUUGUUCUAACUGCUUGGGCACAGGACCCCUACACUCAGAACUACGACUCCAACAGCCCCUACACCAGCAUAUGGACGUCUACUGCCAACAAUGGCACUCUCAACACCAAUGGCGCUAUGUUCUGGCCCGGGAUCGCUGCUGGCUGGGAAGGCAUCAUCGUCGUAGAUGAGGUUGCUUAUGAGUAUCUGGGGACCGGAUUGCAAUCUCUUCCACCCCUCAGUAACAUCAAAACUGCUUCUCAACUCGCCGUCUCAUUCGAUUCUCAAUACUCGAACUUCACCAUCCGUGCUGGCCCUGUUGAUCUUGUCGCGAGUUUCUUCAGUCCCGUCAUACCACAGGACCUUUGCCGGACCAGUGUUCCUUUGAGCUACCUUCAAGUCAGCUUUCACAGUACGGACAACCAAUUUCAUGAUGUCCAGCUAUACAGUGAUGUCAACGCAGGUUGGAUCUCACCAGAGACUAACACGACCGUGAUUUGGAACCUGUUUGAAGGAGGCUCGGCUGUCAAUGGAAGUGGUAAUGCGACUGGUGGUCCGUCUACGGUCUAUAGUUGGGUGCUCUCUCAGCAAAACCAGUAUGAGUUCGGAGAACAGGCAGAUUUCCCUCAGUGGGGCAGUCUCACCUACUCGUCCAGUCCUGGCAGUUCUCGAAAGUUCGGUUUCCAAAGUGGCUAUUCCCUCGACCUACGAUAUAACUUUGUCUCAAGACUUCGGCUCUCUGACAUUGUGGAUUCCAAUUACCGUGGUGCUCAGAGUAAGGAACCCAUCUUCGCCUUCGUCCAUGACUUCGGCUCCGCAACUUCAGGGAGCGCUCUCUAUACUAUCGGGACAGUGCAACAAAACGUCAUCAGGUUCUUGACAUCAGAUGGACUUGUCUCUCUACAGCCAUGGUGGACGGAGUGUUAUGGAGAAGACUUGUUCGACCUCAUCGAGUUCCAUUACAACGAUCUCACGACCAGUCAAGCCAAGGGAGCUAAUUUUGAGGCUCGGCUCAAGGCAGACGUACAAGCAUACUACUCGACGACCCCAGGACCAAUAUACAGUAACAGCACUCCGUAUCCUCCUCCGUUGUACGCCAAUGCCUCGGGUGAAGAAGAACACGGUAUAGACCAAUUCGACCAGGCAUAUAUCUUCGACUCAAGUAAUGGAUAUGGUUUCCUCAGUCCUAACAACUUCAGCGGUGUUGCUGUUCCUGAUGUUUCGGAAGCUGAGAGCUAUUAUGCUAUUGUCGCAUUGAGCGCGCGUCAAAUUAUGGCAGCAUAUGUUUUGACCGCUCCGCCAAUCCUUCAAUACAGCAACUCAUCCUCGAUCACGCAAGGCGAACCACUCAUGUUCCAGAAGGAGAUUUCGAGUAAUGGCAACAUGAACACCGUCGACGUCAUCUUCCCAGCGCUACCCUUCUACCUCUACGCCAAUCCCCAGAUGCUUAAAUUCGUGUUGAAUCCACUGUUCUACCAUCAAGAAAAUGGAUUCUAUCCCAAUGGCUACAGCAUGCACGAUCUUGGAACGCAUUUCCCGAAUGCCACUGGUCAUGUCGAAGGUAAUGAUGAGUACAUGCCAGUCGAAGAAAGCGGCAACAUGCUUCUGAUGGCUUACGCAUACUUCAAAUUCACCGGAGAUGCAAGCUUUCUCUCUCAGCACUACGCGAAAUAUCGCCAAUGGGCGACUUACGUGACUGAAUACUCUCUCGUGCCAGACGCUCAGCUGAGUACUGAUGACUUUGCUGGAACACUUGCCAACCAGACCAACCUGGCGAUUAAAGGUAUUGUAGGGCUCAAAGCGAUGUCCUUUAUUUCCNNAGAGGCUCUAGGUGACCUUGUAGCUGCGGCCAACUACUCAGCUACUGCAACGUCUUACUUUACGCAAUGGGAGCAGUUUGCGAUUGAUCCAAGCGGUAGACAUACCAUGCUCGCCUACCAGAGCCGUGGAUCCUUUGGUCUGCUUUACAACACCUAUCCCGACAAGCUUCUAAAUCUCGGUAUCAUUCCUCAGAGUCUCUACGAUAUGCAGAGCGACUGGUACCCAACCAUUUCUCAAGUUUUUGGUGUCCAACUCGACAGUCGUCAUACCUACACAAAGUCUGACUGGGAGAUGUGGACCGCAGCUACAUGCUCCCCCGAAACUCGUCGACUCUUCGUAAAUUCGCUAGCAUAUUGGCUCAACAACACGAGCACGAACCUGGCCUUUGGCGAUCUCUUCGAGACUAUUGGCACCGGUGGCUACCCUGUUGGAGGACCGACUUUCAUCGCGAGACCUGUCGCUGGCGGUCACUACAGCUUACUGGCACUUCUCAAAACUGGUCAAAACAGUCAGACUGGCACUUCACCUGGCAGUUUCUCACAGAACAGUACGCAGGCCUUGACAGAGUCUCCUGCAGGAUAUCUGAACAUUUCAGCUUCAAGUGCUUCGCCGUCGACAACGAGAACAGCUACAGCGUCAGCACCAUCUAGUUGGUAUUACAACAACUACACUACCACACAUACUAGGCUUGGGUGA
Molecule: messenger RNA, 2544 nt
Organism: Aureobasidium uvarum
Lineage: Eukaryota; Fungi; Ascomycota; Dothideomycetes; Dothideales; Saccotheciaceae
Source: the annotation of a GenBank genome assembly